Molecule: messenger RNA, 9087 nt
Organism: Closterium sp. NIES-65
Lineage: Eukaryota; Viridiplantae; Streptophyta; Zygnematophyceae; Desmidiales; Closteriaceae
Source: the annotation of a GenBank genome assembly
AUGGACGUGGACGUGGACGUGGACGUGGACGUGGACAUGGUCGUGGACGUGGACGUGGAAGUGGACGUGGUCGUGGUCGUGGUCGUGGACAUGGACGUGGACAUGGACGUGCACGUGGACGUGCACGUCGACAUGGACGUGGUCGUGGACGUGGAUGUGGACGUGGACGUAGACGUGGAUGUGGACGUGGACGUGGACAUGGACGUGGACAUGGACAUGGACAUGGACGUGGACGUGGACGUGGACGUGGUCGUGGACGUGGACGUGGACAUGGACGUGGACGUGGACGUGGACGUGGACAUGGACGUGGACGUGGACGUGGACGUGGACAUGGACGUGGACGUGGACGUAGACAUGGACGUGGACAUAAAAAUGGACGUGGACGUGGACGUGGACAUGGACGUGGACGUGGACGUCGACGUGGACGUGAACAUGGAUGUGGACGUGGACGUCGACAUGGACAUGGACAUGGACAUGGACGUGGACGUGGAGGUGGACGUGGACGUGGACAUGGACGUGGUCGUGGACGUCGACGUGGUCGUGGACGUGGACGUGGACGUGGACGUCGACGUCGAUGUGGACAUGGACGUGGACGUGGACGUGGACGUGGAAAUGGACGUGGACGUGGACAUGGACGUGGACGUGGACGUGGACGUGGACAUGGUCGUUGACGUGGACCUGGACGUGGACAUGGUCGUGGACGUGGACGUGGACGUGGACGUGGACAUGGACGUGGACGAGGACGUGGACGUGGACAUAAACGUGGACAUGGAAGUGGACGUGGACGUGGACAUGGACGUGGACAUGGACAUGGACGUGGAUGUGGACGUGGACGUCGACAUGGUCGUGGACGUGGACGUGGAUGUGGACAUGGACGUGGACGUGGACGUGGACGUGGACAUGGACGUAGACGUGGACGUGGACGUGAACAUGGACGUGGACUUGGACGUGGACAUAGAUGUGGACAUGGACAUGGACGUGGACGUGGACGUGGACGUAGACGUGGACGUGGACAUGGACAUAGACAUGGACGUGGACGUGGUCGUGGACGUGGACGUGGACGUGGUCGUGGACGUGGACGUGGACGUGGACGUGGACGUCAACGUGGACAUGGACGUGGACGUGGACGUGGACGUGGACGUGGAAAUGGACGUGGACGUGGACAUGGACGUGGACGUGGACGUGGACAUGGUCGUGGACGUGGACCUGGACGUGGACGUGGACAUGGACGUGGACAUGGUCAUGGACGUGGACGUGGACGUGGACGUGGACGUGGACAUGGACGUGGACGUGGACGUGGACGUGGACAUGGUCGUGGACAUGGACGUGGAAGUGGACGUGAUCGUGGUCGUGAACAUGGACGUGGACGUGGACAUGGACGUGGACGUGGACGUGGACGUCGACGUGGACAUGGACGUGGACGUGGAUGUGGACGUGGACGUGGACGUGGACAUGGACGUGGACGUGGACAUGGACGUGGACGUGGACGUGGACGUGGACAUGGUCGUGGACAUGGACCUGGACGUGGACGUGGACGUGGACAUGCACGUGGACGUGGACGUGGACAUGGACGUGGACGUGGACGUGGACCUCAACAUGGACGUGGACAUGGAUGUGGACGUGGACGUGGACGUGGACAUGGACAUGGACGUGGACGUGGACAUGGACCUGGACGUGGACGUGGACGUGGACAUGGACGUGGACGUGGACGUGGACGUGGACAUCGUCGUGGACGUGGACGUAGACGUGGACAUGGAUGUGGACGUGGACGUGGACGUGGAGGACUUGGACGUGGACAUGGACGUGGACGUGGACAUUGACGUGGACGUGGACGUGGACAUGGACGUGGACAUGGACGUGGACGUGGACAUGGACGUGGACGUGGACGUGGAUGUGGACGUGGACGUGGACGUGGACGUGGACGUGGACAUGGACGUGGACGUGGACGUGGACGUGGACGUGGACGUGGACGUGGACAUGGACAUGGACGUGGACGUGGACGUGGACAUGGACAUGGACGUGGACAUGGACAUGGACAUGGACGUGGACAUGGACAUGGACGUGGACAUGGACAUGGACAUGGACAUGGACGUGGACAUGGACAUGGACAUGGACAUGGACAUGGACGUGGACGUGGACAUGGACAUGGACGUGGACGUGGACAUGGACAUGGGCGUGGACGUGGACAUGGAGGUGGACGUGGGCGUGGAUGUGGACAUGGACGUGGACGUGGACAUGGUCGUGGACAUGGACCUGGACGUGGACGUGGACGUGGACGUGGACAUGGACGUGGACGUGGACGUGGACGUGGACGUGGACCUGGACAUGGAUGGGACGUGGACACGUGGACUGGACGUGGUCGUGGUCGUGGUCGUGGACAUGGACGUGGACGUGGACGUGCACGUGGACGUGCACGUCGACGUGGACUUGGUCGUGGACGUGGACGUGGACGUGGACGUAGACGUGGACGUGGACGUGGACGUGGACAUGGACAUGGACAUGGAAGUGGACGUCGACGUGGACGUGGACAUGGACGUGGACAUGGACAUGGACAUAGACGUGGACGUGGACGUGGACAUGGUCGUGGACGUGGACGUGGACGUGGACGUGGACGUGGACAUGGACGUGGACGUGGACGUGGACGUGGACAUGGACGUGGACGUGGACGUGGAUGUGGACAUGGACGUGGACAUGGAAGUGGACGUGGACGUGGACGUGGAUAUGGACGUGGACGUGGACGUCGACGUGGACGUGAACAUCGAAGUGGACGUGGACGUGGACAUGGACGUGGACAUGGACAUGGACGUGGACGUGGACGUGGACAUGGACAUAGACGUGGUCGUCGACGUGGACGUGGACGUGGUCGUGGACGUGGACGUGGACGUCGACGUCGAGGUGGACAUGGACGUGGACGUGGACGUGGACGUGGACGUCGACAUGGACGUGGACGUGGACGUGGACGUGGACAUGGUCGUGGACGUGGACCUGGACGUUGACGUGGACAUGGACGUAGACAUGGUCGUGGACGUGGACGUGGACGUGGAUGUGGACAUGGACGUGGACGUGGACGUGGACAUGGUCAUGGACGUGGACGUGGAAGUGGACGUGGUCGUGGUCGUGGUCGUGGACAUGGAUGUGGACGUGGACGUGGACGUCGACGUCGACGUGGACGUUGUCGUGGACGUGGACGUGGACGUAGACGUGGACGUGGACGUGGACGUGGACGUGGACAUAGACGUGGAUAUGGAAGAGGACGUGGACGUAGACAUGGACAUGGACGUGGACAUGGACAUGGACGUGGACGUGGACAUGGUCGUGGACGUGGACGUGGACAUGGACGUGGACGUGGACGUGGAUGUGGACAUGGAUGUCGACGUGGACGUGAACGUGGACAUGGACGUGGACGUGGACGUCGACGUCGACGUGGACGUGGACGUGGACGUGGACAUGGACGUGGUGGUGGUCGUGGACAUGGACGUGGACGUGGAUGUGCACGUGGACGUGCACGUCGACGUGGACGUGGUCGUGGACGUGGACGUGGACGUGGACGUAGACGUGGACGUGGACGUGGACGUGGACAUGGACGUGGACGUGGACGUGGACGUGGACAUGGACGUGGACGUGGACGUGGACGUGGACAUGGACGUGGACAUGGAAGUGGACGUGGACGUGGACGUGGAUAUGGACGUGGACGUGGACGUGGACGUCGACGUGGACGUGAACAUGGAAGUGGACGUGGACGUGGACAUGGACGUGGACAUGGACAUGGACGUGGACGUGGACGUGGACGUGGACAUGGACAUAGAUGUGGUCGUCGACGUGGACGUGGACGUGGUCGUGGACGUGGACGUGGACGUGGACGUCGACGUCGAGGUGGACAUGGACGUGGACGUGGACGUGGACGUGGACGUCGACAUGGACGUGGACGUGGACGUGGACGUGGACAUGGUCGUGGACGUGGACCUGGACGUUGACGUGGACAUGGACGUGGACAUGGUCGUGGACGUGGACGUGGACGUGGAUGUGGACAUGGACGUGGACGUGGACGUGGACAUGGUCGUGGACGUGGACGUGGAAGUGGACGUGGUCGUGGUCGUGGUCGUGGACAUGGAUGUGGACGUGGACGUGGACGUGGACGUCGACGUGGACGUUGUCGUGGACGUGGACGUGGACGUAGACGUGGACGUGGACGUGGACGUGGACGUGGACAUAGACGUGGAUAUGGAAGAGGACGUGGACGUAGACAUGGACAUGGACGUGGACAUGGACAUGGACGUGGACGUGGACGUGGACAUGGUCGUGGACGUGGACGUGGACAUGGACGUGGACGUGGACGUGGAUGUGGACAUGGAUGUCGACGUGGACGUGAACGUGGACAUGGACGUGGACGUGGACGUCGACGUCGACGUGGACGUGGACGUGGACGUGGACAUGGACGUGGUCGUGGUCGUGGACAUGGAUGUGGACGUGGAUGUGCACGUGGACGUGCACGUCGACGUGGACGUGGUCGUGGACGUGGACGUGGACGUGGACGUAGACGUGGACGUAGACGUGGACGUGGACAUGGACGUGGACAUGGAAGUGGACGUGGACGUGGACGUGGACAUGGACGUGGACAUGGACAUGGACGUGGACGUGGACGUGGACGUGGUCGUGGACGUGGACGUGGACGUGGACAUGGACGUGGACGUGGACGUGGACGUGGACAUGGACGUGGACGUGGACGUGGACGUGGACAUGGACGUGGACGUGGACGUGGACGUGGACAUGGACGUGGACGUGGACGUGGACAUGGACGUGGACAUGGAAGAGGACGUGGACGUGGACGUGGAUAUGGACGUGGACGUGGACGUCGACGUGGACGUGAACAUGGACGUGGACGUGGACGUGGACAUGGACGUGGACAUGGACAUGAACGUGGACAUGGACGUGGACGUGGACGUGGACAUGGUCGUGGACAUGGACCUGGACGUGGACGUGGAUGUGGACGUCGACAUGCACGUGGACGUGGACGUGGACAUGGACGUGGACGUGGACUUGGACGUGGACGUCGACAUGGACGUGGACAUGGAUGUGGACGUGGACGUGGACAUGGACGUGGACGUGGACGUGGACGCGGACGUCGACAUGGACGUGGACAUGGAUGUGGACGUGGACGUGGACGUGGACAUGGACCUGGACGUGGACGUGGACGUGGACGUGGACAUGGACGUGGACGUGGACGUGGACGUGGACAUGGACGUGGACGUGGACAUGGAUGUGGACAUCGACGUGGACGUGGACGUGGACGUGGACAUGGAUGUGGACGUGGAGGACUUGGACAUGGACAUGGACGUGGACGUGGACGUGGACGUGGACAUGGACGUGGACGUGGACAUGGACGUGGACGUGAACGUGGAUGUGGACGUGGACGUGGAUGUGGACGUGGACGUGGACGUGGACGUGGACAUGGACAUGGACGUGGACGUGGACAUGGACGUGGACGUGGACGUGGACAUGGACAUGGACGUGGACGUGGACGUGGACAUGGACGUGGACGUGGACGUGGACAUGGACAUGGACGUGGACAUGGACAUGGACGUGGACAUGGACAUGGACAUGGACGUGGACAUGGACAUGGACAUGGACAUGGACAUGGACAUGGACGUGGACAUGGACAUGGACAUGGACAUGGACAUGGACGUGGACGUGGACAUGGACAUGGACGUGGACGUGGACAUGGACAUGGGCGUGGACGUGGACAUAGAGGUGGACGUGGACGUGGACGUGGACAUGGACGUGGACGUGGACAUGGUCGUGGACAUGGACCUGGACGUGGACGUGGACGUGGACAUGGACGUGGACGUGGACGUGGACGUCGACGUGGACGUUGACGUGGACGUGGACGUGGACGUGGACGUGGUCGUGGACGUGGACAUGGACGUGGACGUGGACAUGGACGUGGACGUGGACGUGGACAUGGUCGUGGACGUGGACGUGGAAGUGGACGUGGUCGUGGUCGUGGACAUGGACAUGGACGUGGACGUGGUCGUGGACGUGGACGUAGACGUGGACGUGGACGUGGACAUGGACAUGGAAGUGGACGUGGACGUGGACGUGGACGUGGACGUGGACAUGGACAUGGACGUGGACGUGGACGUGGACGUGGUCGUGGACGUGGACGUGGACGUGGACGUGGACGUGGACGUGGACAUGGACAUGGACAUGGAAGUGGACGUGGACGUGGACGUGGACGUGGACGUGGACAUGGACAUGGACGUGGACGUGGACGUGGACGUGGUCGUAGACGUGGACGUGGAUGUGGUCGUGGACGUGGACGUGGACGUGGACAUGGACGUGGACGUGGACGUGGUCGUGGACGUGGACGUGGACGUGGACAUGGACGUGGACGUGGACGUGGACGUGGAUAUGGACGUGGACGUGGACGUGGACGUGGAUAUGGACGUGGACGUGGACGUGGACGUCGACGUGGACGUGAACAUGGACGUGGACGUGGACGUGGACGUGGACAUGGACGUGGACGUGAACAUGGACGUGGACGUGGACGUGGACAUGGACGUGGACAUGGACAUGGACGUGGACGUGGACGUGGUCAUGGACGUGGACGUGGACGUGGACAUGGACGUGGACGUGGACAUGGACGUGGACGUGGACGUGGACGUGGACAUGGACGUGGACGUGGACGUGGACAUGGACGUGGACAUGGAAGAGGACGUGGACGUGGAUAUGGACGUGGACGUGGACGUCGACGUGGACGUGAACAUGGACGUGGACGUGGACGUGGACAUGGACGUGGACAUGGACAUGAACGUGGACAUGGACGUGGACGUGGACGUGGACAUGGUCGUGGACAUGGACCUGGACGUGGACGUGGAUGUGGACGUCGACAUGGACAUGGACGUGGACAUGGACAUGGACGUGGACGUGGACGUGGACGUGGACAUGGACGUGGACGUGGACAUGGAUGUGGACAUCGACGUGGACGUGGACGUGGACGUGGACAUGGAUGUGGACGUGGAGGACUUGGACGUGGACAUGGACGUGGACGUGGACGUGGACAUGGACGUGGACGUGGACAUGGACGUGGACGUGAACGUGGAAAUGAGUGGACGUGGAUACGUGGACGUGGACGUGGACGUGGACAUAGACGUGAACAUGGAAGGGGACGUGGACGUGGACGUGGACAUGGACGUGGACAUGGACAUGGUUGUGGACGUGGACGUGGACAUGGUUGUGGACGUGGACGUGGACGUGGACAUGGACGUGGACGUGGACGUGGACGUGGACAUGGAUGUCGACGUGGACGUGAACGUGGACAUGGACGUGGACGUGGACGUGAACGUGGACAUGGACGUGGACGUGGACGUGGACGUGGACGUGGACGUGGACGUGGACGUGGACAUGGACGUGGUCGUGGUCGUGGACAUGGACGUGGACGUGGACGUGCACGUGGACGUGCACGUCGACGUGGACGUGGUCGUGGACGUCGACGUGGACGUGGACGUAAACGUGGACGUGGACGUGGACAUGGACGUCGACAUGGAAGUGGACGUGGACGUGGACAUGGACGUGGACAUGGACAUGGACAUGGACGUGGACGUGGACGUGGACGUGGUCGUGGACGUGGACGUGGACAUGGACGUGGACGUGGACGUGGACAUGGACGUGGACGUGGACGUGGACGUGGACAUGGUCGUGGACGUGGACGUGGACGUGGACAUGGAUGUGGACAUGGAAGAGGACGUGGACGUGGACGUGGAUAUGGACGUGGACGUGGACGUCGACGUGGACGUGAACAUGGACGUGGACGUGGACGUGGACAUGGACGUGGACAUGGACAUGGACGUGGACUUGGAUGUGGACGUGGACGUGGACGUGGAGGUGGACAUGGACGUGGACGUGGUCGUGGACGUGGACGUGGACGUGGUCGUGGACGUGGACGUGGACGUGGAUGUCGACGUGGACGUGGACAUGGACGUGGACGUGGACGUGGACGUGGACGUGGACGUCGACAUGGACGUGGACAUGGACGUGGACGUGGACGUGGACGUGGACAUGGUCGUGGACGUGGACCUGGACGUGGACGUGGACAUGGACGUGGACAUGGUCGUGGACGUGGACGUGGACGUGGACGUGGAUGUGGACAUGGACGUGGACGUGGACGUGGACGUGGACGUUGACAUGGUCGUGGACGUGGACGUGGAAGUGGACGUGGACGUGGAAGUGGACGUGGUCGUGGUCGUAGACAUGGACGUGGACGUGGACGUGGACGUGGACGUCGACGUGGACGUGGUCGUGGACGUGGACGUGGACGUGGACGUGGAUGUGGACAUAGACGUGGACAUGGAAGAGGACGUGGACGUGGACGUAGACAUGGACGUGGACAUGGACAUGGACGUGGACGUGGACGUGGACAUGGUCGUGGACGUGGACGUGGACGUGGACAUGGACGUGGACGUGGACGUGGACGUGGACAUGGAUGUCGACGUGGACGUGAACGUGGACAUGGACGUGGACGUGGACGUCGACGUCGACGUCGACGUCGACGUGGACGUGGACAUGGACGUGGACAUGGACAUGGACGUGGACGUGGUCGUGGACGUGGACAUGGACGUGGACGUGGACGUGGACGUGGACAUGGACGUGGACGUGGACAUGGUCGUGGAUGUGGACGUGGACGUGGACAUGGACGUGGACGCGGACGUGGACGUGGACAUGGUCGUGGACGUGGACGUGGACGUGGACAUGGACGUGGACGUGGACGUGGACGUGGACAUGGACGUGGACAUGGACGUGAACAUGGACGUGGACAUGGACAUGGACGUGGACGUGGACGUGGACGUGGACAUGGUCGUGGACGUGGACGUGGACGUGGAGGUGGACAUGGACGUGGACGUGGACGUGGACAUGGACGUGGACGUGGACGUGGACGUGGACGUGGACGUCGACGUCGACGUCGACGUGGACAUGGACGUGGACGUGGUCGUGGACGUGGACGUGGACGUGGUCGUGGACGAGGACGUGGACGUGGACGUGGACGUGGCCCUUGUUCUUGCUAUUUCGCGAACACUAGGCCCUUUAUCUUGA